AUGCUCUCAACAACCCGCUCCCUAGACAAAUCUUCUCCCCUUUUGAGCCCUCACUCUCGUCUACGGCCCCUUAACUACGGCUCCAACAAUACGCGGACUUGGGAUAUCCGUGGUGCAAAGGCAGAGGUAGCUGCUCGCGCGCGGGCCUAUCCCUCUCCUCCCAUGUCAGAGUCCCCCUCUCUGCCUCCGAAGGACCCUCGAGAAUUCUAUGGCAGAAGUGACGGUCCAGGUUCACACUCGAUCGCCAACUUGCAAGAUGCUUAUCGAACAAGUUCAACACAACAACGACAGGUAGACCCGCGGCUACACCUUCCACCACCUCCGCGUCCGCCGCAACCUCAACCUUCGCAACAACACCAGCCUCGUCUUUCCCAACAGUAUCACCAAGAACCAAGUAUGGAACCUCCGUAUGGAUAUCGAGGACCAGAAGAGCAUACGAUACAACCGCCUUUGUACUCACCCCGUGAUCCGCAAGGUAUCAACCAAGGCCCUCAUGUUCAACCAUAUAGUUCCGCGGUAGCUAGUUCAAGUUCUACUAGCCAACAGUCGAUAGGCAGCGGGUCUACUUCCAUGGAAAGUCAGUCAAUGGGAUCUCCUAAAUCCCAACGCAAGACCAAAGGACACGUUGCGUCUGCCUGUGUCCCUUGCAAAAGAGCUCAUCUUCGAUGCGACGCACAACGACCUUGUUCCCGAUGUAUAAGCAAUGGGAAGGAAGAUGCCUGUGUCGACGUGCAACAUAAAAAGCGAGGGCGCCCUCGACUACGAGAUGACAGAGAUGCCAGGUUCGACUCAAUGCGACCACAACAUUCCCAAGAUGUAUCUCCGAGGCGUCCAUUGAGUAUUUACCCCUCUGCUGGUUCGGGGCCUCCAUUAUUUGACGAGACGUACCAAAGACACCAAUCAUUUCGGCCAUCGGAGAUGUCAGCCGGCAACAGCUUUUCGGCGAGGCAUGCCGAGCGUGCAUCAUCGUCAGAGUCGAACAGUUACAACACUCCUUUGUCAGCUACACCAGGCUCGCCAGAGCCCGUUGCGUAUCUGACCAUGGGACUUGAAAUCGUGAAGGGAUCACCGACAUUCUGGGACGCAGUUGGAUUGCCAAACUUGGCUGGUCGCGGCUUAGCAGAGCUGGUACUGCCGGCGGAGCUCGAAAAGGUAUCGCACAUUCAAUCCCACUUUAGUGGUGAACAGAAAAGGCGCGAACCAAACUAUCUACCUCCUAUCAUAGGCCAUGGGUCUCAGAGCAUUCAGGGACUCGGGUUCUCAGUUGAGGACUUCGGACGGUUCCCGCUGAACUUCCAUGACCAUUUGGCAUUCGUUGGUGCAAAUGGCUACGCUAGGCCAAUGGUCAUUCGAGCAGGCCUGGCAAAGGAAGGUUCCUUCUACUUCAUUGUAUUACUACUCAAUAUUCCCCCUAGGCAGCCUCAAGUGUCCCCAAUACCAAAUGCCCCUGGUCUAUCGGCGACCUUGGCAUAUAAACGACCUAGCCCGGAAGCAAUAUACGCGCAACGGCCACCCUUUGACCCCAUCCGAAGCCGACCCAGCGAAAAUCCUCACUCGGCUACAAUGUCCGUGGAGCCGUCGAGCCAGCCUGGGAGACCAACGAGUUUUAUAGAGCACAGUCCACAGCAUACUGCACGACAGUACGAAGCAUCAAUGGAGAGGCAACACUACAGCACACGACCAUUUCCAUUUCCUCCACAUGACAUGACUGGACAAAACGUUCCAGUAUCUCAGCAAAGCUUCCAGCUUCCUCCUAUUCGAUCUCGAUCAGAGCAAACUCCACAGAGUGGACUGGCGCUCUGGAACCGUGGCGAAAGAUCCAGCCGUGUUGAUAUUGGAGGGUUGAUAGACAAACCAGAUGAACCCGCGAGAUUCCGAGAUGAACGUCGCUGA
Molecule: messenger RNA, 1893 nt
Organism: Pochonia chlamydosporia 170
Lineage: Eukaryota; Fungi; Ascomycota; Sordariomycetes; Hypocreales; Clavicipitaceae
Product: C6 zinc finger domain-containing protein
Exons: 3
Coding region: 1-1893 (630 amino acids)
Biological process (GO): regulation of DNA-templated transcription
Molecular function (GO): zinc ion binding; DNA-binding transcription factor activity, RNA polymerase II-specific
Source: RefSeq, a predicted model, not a curated record